AUGGACGUAUGGUUCGUAACGACACAGUACCCAAAAUAUGGCGAACAUCCUCCGUACGACACCGUGUUUCAUCCUGCUAUAUCUUCAGUGACAAGUUCUUAUACCAUGCGUGUGCCAUCUGUGUACCUUGUAUGGGAUUCGAAGCUUGGCGUCAUCGCGUUACGUCGUCGGGAGCGACAAUUAGCUAUCAGUCGCUGUGGUUUUGUGUUAGCUGGUAUAUACUUUCGAAUUGAUCAAGCUACAGCAAUGCAACUGCCUGUAGCACUCAAGAUCAUGGAUCGUGCUCAAGUGUUACUUCAGAAAGACGACGUGGAGAGUGAGAUUCGUAUUAUGAGUCAAUUGCAGAUGAUCGGCAUUGAUGCGCCCCUGGCGAAUAAGUACAUGAUCCGAUGGGAAUACGCUAGUGAUGCUUAUAAUCAAUACGUAGUAACCGAACAUGUGGCCAAUGGCAGCUUGCAAGCUUACGCUCAUCGUCAGGUGCAUCACUUGAUGUUCCGACACUUGCACGAGUUUGCACAAAUUCAUGGGGUUGCUCCUACUAAAUUAGAAUGCAUUUCCUAUGUCUAUCGAGGUUCGGGUCAUGAGUGGAUGAAGGAAGGGAUAGAUAUUUUUGAGGAAAUUAUACGAGCCUUAACGUAUUUACAUGCACAGAAUGUGGCGCAUUUAGAUCUGGAUGUAUACAAUGUCGCGGUAGAUGGACGAGCGUGUCCAAGAAUAAUUGACCUGGGCAGUGCACAGAUUAUGGAUAAUAGAGGUAUGGUGGGUACCGGAUAUGUUAAUAUUAAGUGCAAGCCAGUAUAUGUGUCGCCAGAAGUGCGAGCGCAGCAGAGAAUGACACCACCGAGACCAGGAUUUCAUGGCGCUGCGGCGGAUAUGUGGGCUGCAGGAGUUAUUUUGGUGCAGUGUGUUGUGUGGGGAUUUCGAGGUGGACCGACGUACCUUGUAUCUAAUACAAACUGGCGGAAGGAUGUAUUUAGCCAUAUUGAUGCGACUUGCAGUCACAUGACGUGUCAUUUCUGUGUGAAUUUCAUUUCCGUUCCACCGCUCAUAGGCGCUAUCAUUAAACAGUUGCUUCAUGUGGACCCUAUUCAGCGACCUUCAGCGUACGAGGUCGCAAUAGCAUUGCAGGAAAAACGUCACGUGCAAUUGUUUCCUGUCCGCCCAAGAGUGAAAGGAUAA
Molecule: messenger RNA, 1179 nt
Organism: Peronospora belbahrii
Lineage: Eukaryota; Oomycota; Peronosporomycetes; Peronosporales; Peronosporaceae
Source: the annotation of a GenBank genome assembly